This is a messenger RNA of Suillus subaureus, 2661 nucleotides long. RefSeq lists its product as uncharacterized. The record is from RefSeq and is a predicted model, not a curated record. The transcript has 11 exons. Gene Ontology annotation, biological process: L-lysine biosynthetic process. Gene Ontology annotation, molecular function: L-aminoadipate-semialdehyde dehydrogenase [NAD(P)+] activity. NCBI's taxonomy places the organism in Eukaryota, Fungi, Basidiomycota, Agaricomycetes, Boletales, Suillaceae. Bases 1 to 2661 code for a protein of 886 amino acids.
AUGGGCAACCGCUUCCUACUCACUGAAACUUCCAAGUUCACAAUGCUAAGCGGGAUCGCCCACGAUCCCAUCCAACGUGAUAUUUUCACGCCCCUCUUCUUGGGUGCAGAGCUUCAUGUACCCACCGCGGAAGACAUCGGUACACCCGGCCGUCUCGCAGAAUGGAUGGACGACAGCAAGGUUACAGUCACGCACCUAACCCCUGCCAUGGGUCAGCUACUCUCUGCACAAGCAACGCGCCAGAUCCCAUCCCUACAGAACGCAUUCUUCGUCGGUGACGUCCUAACCAAGCGCGAUUGCCUCCGCCUCCAAGCUCUCGCCCCAAAUGUGCAGAUCAUCAAUAUGUACGGCACAACAGAGACGCAACGCGCUGUAUCUUACUUCGCGAUUCCACCCUUAUCCGUGGACGCGACUUUCCUCGCCACUCAGAAGGACAUCAUGCCAGCUGGAGAGGGCAUGAUUGACGUGCAGCUCCUUGUUGUCAAUCGCAGUGACAGAAAUGUCCCUUGCGCAGUGGGAGAGGUCGGAGAGAUUUAUGUGCGAUCUGGAGGCUUAGCGGAGGGAUACCUCGAUACCGAAGCUACCGCCGAGAAGUUCGUUAGCAAUUGGUUCUCUCCUUCCACUUUACCCUGGAGGGACACAAUUUUACACCCACCUCAGGGCCUCGCUGGGCCCGAGUCACGUCAUUGGAAGGGCAUCCGUGACCGGAUGUACCGUUCGGGCGAUCUUGGUCGAUAUCUCCCUGAUGGACGCGUUGAGUGUACAGGGCGUGCAGAUGACCAAGUCAAGAUCCGUGGUUUCAGGAUUGAGCUUGGGGAGAUCGAUACGUUGAUGAGCCAGCACCCGCUUGUGCGAGAAAACGUCACACUCGUGCGGAGAGACAAGGACGAGGAAAAGAUCCUUGUCAGUUACUUCGUGCCUUUGCAAAGUUCGAAUCUGGAUGGAUUUGCCAGCGAGCUCACAGAGGAUGACGAAGAGGUUGAUGGCAAGAGUCCAAAGUAUAGACGGCUCAUCAAGGAUAUUAGAGAGCACCUCAAAAAGAAACUGCCUAGUUACAGCAUACCAUCAUUGUUCGUUCCGCUGCAUCGUAUGCCCCUCAACCCUAAUGGCAAAAUAGACAAACCCGCACUUCCCUUCCCCGAUACGGCACAUGCCCACGCUACUGUUAACAGGCGCACAGCGAGCCCCACCGAACAAACCAUGCGCACUAUCUGGGCUAGUAUCCUCCCGAACGCGCCCACGCCUAUCCCCCUCGACGAAAGCUUUUUUGACCUGGGCGGUCACUCCAUCCUUGCCACGCGUCUCAUUUUCGAGAUCCGCAAAAUCUUCGUUCCAACUAUCACGGGCCUCGCUUGUGCGCUAGAUGCGCUUCGUGAUCCGGACUUUGGUAUCGCUUACGCGGACGCUGAGACGCGCCCUGCGACGCCUGUCAAGGCGUCCUACGGACAGGACUAUGAGACGCUCGACUUCAAGUCGGGUGCUGUAACUGUGUUCUUGACGGGUUCUACUGGUUAUCUCGGGGCUUUUCGCCUUGAUAGGGUUCGGAAGGUCAUUUGUGUGGCGCGCCUUAGAGAAGGGUCCAAUGAUCGAGGCGUUUGGGAUGAGCAGUGGUUCACCUCGGGUAGACUGGAGGUGGUGGUUGGAGACCUUGGCCUUGAUUUGUUCGGUAUGGGCGAUGAAGUCUGGUCACGAGUCGCUGCUGAGGCGGACGUCAUCUUGCACAAUGGUGCCCUGGUGCAUUGGGUGUACCCGUACGAGAGGCUUCGUGCACCGAACGUGAUCGGUACCUUGACUGCUGUGGAACUUGCCUCGACGAAAAAGCAAAAGCUGCUUGUUUUCGUUUCAUCCACAUCGGCGAUCGACACCGAGCACUAUGUGCGGUUGUCCGACUCUCUGGCACAGUCUCAAGACUCGCGGGGAGGUAUUCCGGAAGAUGAUGACCUGGAUGGUGCAAAAGUGGGUCUCAAGUCCGGCUAUGGGCAGAGCAAGUGGGUGUCGGAGAAGCUGCUCUUUGAAGCUGGUAGGAGGGGCUUACGGGGCCAUAUCGUGCGGCCCGGUUAUAUUGUUGGCGACUCUCACACUGCAGUGACCAACACCGACGACUUUAUUUGGCGCAUGGUCAAGGGAUGCGUCCAGCUCGGCCUUGUCCCAGAUAUCAACAACACCGUGAACAUGGUGCCUGUGGAUCAUGUUGCUCGUUGCACUGCCCUCGCUGCCGUGGAGCCCCUGCCAAAUGCUGCGCAAAGCGUACUGCACAUCACUGCGGUGCCUCCUCCGACAUUCAACAACAUCCUCUCGUCAUUGGCCGAGUAUGGGUUCCCUACACAGCAAUGCGAGUAUCUCAUAUGGCGUCGCAAGCUGGAGCAGCACGUCAUGGAGGCCCAAGAUAACGCUCUUUUCCCCCUCCUCCAUUUCGUUCUCGAUGACUUACCGACGAGUACGAAAGCUCCCGAGCUUGACGCCACUAACACUAUGGCGUUGUUGCACUCCCAAGGGCAGCAGUGCACGUUCACUGUUUCAGAUCAGCUGAUGGGAAGGUACCUUGCGUGGUUAGUCGGAGCGGGAUUCUUGCCAGCGCCGUCUUCGUCAGCACCAAACAAGAUAUUGCCGCAGUUAGCUAAUGGUGCCGUCAUCAAAGCUGCAGGCCGGAGUGGUGCUUAA